Molecule: messenger RNA, 1700 nt
Organism: Fopius arisanus
Lineage: Eukaryota; Metazoa; Arthropoda; Insecta; Hymenoptera; Braconidae
Source: RefSeq, a predicted model, not a curated record
GGUGGUACAAUAUCUUACAGUCAAAUAACGACAAUGACAUUUCAAUUUUUAUGUACUCUGUCCCACGCAAACAGUUAAUAGAAUUGAUGAUGACCGAUAACAUACGUGUGAAAAAUAAGAUGUAAAUUUUUGAUUUUAUGUCUUGGUCCCCUUAUCGCGUCUAGGGUCUAUAUAAACCCCAUUACCAAAUGCAGGAUAGUGUCCAAUCAUCGUUUAAGCUUGCAAAUAAGAAUUGAACGAAAUGUUACUAUUUCGGUUGAUUAUAUUGGUGCCACUGGUCCAAGUGGCACCAUUUAUGAUGCCGAGUCUAAGUGAUUUGUGGAAGCUCGCAAAAUUUGGCUACCAAGUAGGAAGUAAGAUUAAGGCAGGUUAUGAUGCAUACUCAAAAUUUAUGGACGACACUGACGAGAGGAUAGAUAAAAUAUUAGAGCAGGUGGCUGAAAUAUCGACUAAGAUCGACGGGUUCGAAUCCCGUUUGGAUCAGAGAUUGGAUGCCAUAGUGGAAAGUCUCGUCUCCAGAAUUACACUUAUUCAAAAACUUGAUACGACUUUCAUGGAGCUGCACAAGAUCAUCGUAGGCGUUGAUCACAUGUGGGACAAGUACCUCAAGUAUUCGAAAAAUCGUAAGAGUUUCAACAAUAUAACAUUAAAAGGCUUCAUAGACACAGCGACUGGAGAUCAGGCGCUCGGUUUACAGGCUUUGCUUAGCCAAAUGCAUCGGUUGAUUGUUCCGCUAAGGACCGCCCAUAUUCGAGAUAGUUUGUUCCUUACAAUGUUGAAGAACGAACGGGAGAAUGAGAUGUUGUCCUGUGAUGAAGGCAAUUCACAUGAACAGGUAAUUUAUCAAAUCUAUUACACUGUUGCCCUUACGGAAUUACGUGGAUUUAUUAUGGCUGCGUGGGCAUAUGGCUUACGGCCAAUUUUUGAUAAAGGAACAUACUCUGCAGAAGUAAGUCAAAUAGAGGCAGGAUUCACAAUGAGGACACGCGACUUUUUAUUGGCCACGAAAGAAGCAAUGAGGCUAGCAUCGAAUUCUAUCCGUCGCUGUGAUCCGAAGGGUGGAUUCAGAAAAGGAAUAAGUUACGUAGAGUUCGACGAAGUUUUUCAGACGUAUGUUAUCAACGAAGCUGAUAUGAGUCCUACGAGUUCGUGUAAAUCUACCUGCGCAACGAUAGGUACUCAGACUUAUCAAAGAAAAAUGGAUAGUUAUCUCAACUACAACUAUGACAGGCCUUGUUUUGGUAGUAUCACUGGUUGCAGAAAGGGUGGAGGCAAGAUGACAAUUUGUGAUACGAGAAAUUCAAGCAACUCAAGACGAUAUCAUUGGUUCAAAGAGGGAAAUGGGGAUGUUGCGGGAGAUAAUAGCGCUGGCUGCCCAGGACAACUCAAUUAUCCAAAAUCAUGGAAUCGUGGAUUCUACUCAUGUGACUAUUGCGUAUGCACCUGUGACGGUGAUAGACCCUUUAGUCACGCAAAAAGAGCUCUCAGUUUCAUGGCUGCACACUCUAAUUUCCAUUGGGGCAUGGUGGUCACAGGAAUCAGAAUAGUUCAGAAAGGCAAAAUGAUCUACCUUCAAAUACGAGAAGGCAAACUUGAAGGACAAGGUGGAAUUGCAAAAGGCAGUGACAAAUGGGUUCCUUUUAUUGAAUAUACGUAUGAACGUACAGGCCAAGGUAGAUUUACCAAAUCGUGGGGACUUC